CAGACCUGCUUGACUUUUGUAACCCACGCUUCUCACCUGACAUCUGGAGCUCUGAACGGCUUUCGCAUAGAGUGUAUGCGGAGAUAGUACGACCGGUGUCUGAGACAGCACGAACCCGAUCUUUGUUGUUGCCAAAAGAAAAGGCAACCCGACUAGUGGAACGUUUACGCUAAGUAGUGGAACUCCCCUUUACGUUACCGAGUCUCACUCCAACGCAUCCACGUUUGGGGUGCGCCAUCUCCCCAUCACUUUUCAUCGUCACAUCUUUAUCCACCAGCACUCAUGCCUCACCAUGAGCUCCAAAGACAACUUGGCCUUGGAUCUGGAGCACGGCGUGCGACGAUGGGAUAGGCAAAGAUGGAUCAGCGUUUUCAGCAGCCACUCACCUACUAUCCGCGAGGUGACUGAAUGCUUGGGUCUGGGCUUAUCCGCAUCCAGCUCGACGACGAAUCGUGGCAUUCCCAAAUUCGACAACCCGGACUAUCGCAAGAUUUCGAGUGAAGUCACGAAGCUGUCGAAAGAGUUGCCAAAGGAAAGAGAUGCAUUGCUCGAUUUUGCUGCAGAUCCGCACAGCUUAGAUGCCGAGCUGGAAGAGUUGCUCGGUACUUACGGACCCGCUAUCUGGGGCAGGGAUGCCGAUCGCAGCUGUCUCCUCACCCCCGAACCAACCAAGAAGACCUACAAUAAAGAUCUGUUCUACGACAAUGCAGAGCACAGGGAAAUACUCAAGAUUCACCUGCAUCGAUGGAUCAUCAUCAAAGCAUGCUACUACAUCAGGAACAUGAAGCUUAAGAGGCCUUCCGGUGCGAACGACUACGAUGCACUUGCUGAAAUUGAGGGUGAAGGUGGCUCACAACAUGGAACACCGCAAUCUCUUUCUCCACCGCGACCUGAUGCAUCCACUGGUGCUGAAUUCGAUGUGAAGCCAGUCUCAAAUCUCAAGAAACGCAAGAGCUCGGCGUACUUAGGUGGUGGAUCUGUGUCAGAUGGGGAAGAGCAUCUCUCCUCGCCUGCUAAGCGGCCAUACAACACGUUACCAACAGGAAGGAGAAGUGCAAGUCCCAGGAAGUCACUCAAGUCACUAGUCGCCUCCAGUCCCGGUAGCAUCGAGAAUGUGCCACCUCUUCCAGUCCGGCCUUUCGACCAGAAUCACCAUCUUUCGCCAGCCCCGAAUGCUGGCCCGGAAUCUGCUCGCGUGCAACUCAGCCCAAUGUCAAGUAACGAAGUCAAUGGAAUCUCUGGGCCUCCUGCAACUGCACCGGCGCCUGCUGGGGGUUUCACGGCUGUCAACACGCCACCUCUGCCGCCAGUCCGAGAGCCCUCAAAUGAAGCGUCCCGGGCACCAUCACUCGACUCGAAGAUGACCUCGCCGGCGCAGAACCGUGUGGAACCUCGCGCAUACACUAGUCCAUACGAUACAGCUGCUCAGGGCGUGAAUUUGCCAUCGGUCACUCCAGAUCCUCGUGCAGUGCCUGCACUCAGCGCUGCGUCCGUUCCCGGUCAAGGAUUUCACGCGAUCACUUCACCCACACCUACCAACGGCGUCGUCAGUCGCGAGUCCUCUGUAGCUCGAGCUACUCAGCAAAGCCUUUUCGGACCUCAGGCCACCCCUCAGCUGCAGCCACAACCGCAAAGCUCACCGCAAAGCCAGGCUGCUCAAGUCAAAACUCGUCCUGAGAGUCAACCGCACAAUCUCACACCAUCCAGAACACACACUCAGCUAAGUCAGCAGCAAGCCCCAGCUCAGCCCCCGAGUCGAACCCACACACCGAGUAGCCAUCAUGUCGGCCGUUCUAUUGCCCCGCACCCUUCCAGCAGGUCUAAUACACCCUUUUCGCAGGACGCGAAAGUUCAGUCGAUCAAGCCGCACAACCAGCAGAUUGCACCCACCCCCGCACCCGCGCUAAUGGAGCUGCACGCACCCAUCCACGGUAUGCGGAUUGUUCCUGCAGUGGUACCAGCUGCUCUCUCCCAAGUCGUCCAACCUCCACCGCCUGUUGCAGCUCCUGUUCAACCCCCACAACCGGUACUGAAGAGCCAACACGUCGAGGUUGCUCCCCAACACCAGGGUAGACCUGUCGCGACAGUGGUCGACUUGCGUUUGCUCCAGUGUGAGGUUCUUGCUUUGCUCAUCCAGUAUCUGUUCCCAAGACCAGCGACACCGCCAGACGAAGGAAUUGUCAUCAGCCGGAUCCACCACCUUUGGUACCUCGGUGAGGCCAUGUUCCGCGCUGAACUCGGUCCGCAUUACGAAAUGUGCUCUCGUAUCCUGCAGGCCUGGCUUCACGAGAGGCAAGCCAUCAGCAGUCUUCGACACUCGCUGCUCACGCAACCUGGAGUCAGCGCAGCUGGGCUCAUGGAUCGGCUUCUGGCUAUGAACGACCUUCGAGUCAUGCGACUGAAGUGGAAGAACAUGAGCACUCUUGACGGUGUCAGCCCUGAAGAUCUGCUUUGUAGGACCUUUGCAGUCAUGGCGAACACAGAGAACACCGAGCACCUAUUCAAGGACGGACUAGAUCGGCUCAACAGGGGCGUGUUCGAGUUCCUCCGACAUGAGGACUCCAAGAUUGUGAUGCACAGGCGGUGAGCGACUGUUCAGCAUGCACCAUUUUCUUUCUAUAACUUUGGCUGUCUUACUAUUUUCCUUUGUCUAAAAAGUGUAGACAGUAUUCAUCCUGUCCGUUUUAGCGAUGGCGUUCGGUGGUACUCAGCAUGUAGGGCUUGAGUCUAUUUGAAUUGUGUGGGGGUGGGUCUGAGAGCAUGUCUCUGCGAAGGGUUUCCUCGGCUUUCCUGUAUAUGUAUACCAGUAGCCGCAGGAAAUGCGAAAGUCUAGUAAUUUGCAUGUAACAAUAUACACAUAAG
This is a messenger RNA of Macroventuria anomochaeta, 2862 nucleotides long. RefSeq lists its product as uncharacterized. NCBI's taxonomy places the organism in Eukaryota, Fungi, Ascomycota, Dothideomycetes, Pleosporales, Didymellaceae. Bases 293 to 2587 code for a protein of 764 amino acids. The record is from RefSeq and is a predicted model, not a curated record. The transcript has 3 exons.